This is a messenger RNA of Drosophila takahashii, 467 nucleotides long. RefSeq lists its product as uncharacterized. Lineage: Eukaryota; Metazoa; Arthropoda; Insecta; Diptera; Drosophilidae. The record is from RefSeq and is a predicted model, not a curated record.
UCCCCGUACAGCCAGUCUACUGCAGUUCGCUUUUCACUUCGGUACCAAACACUCGAUUUUGUGUCCGCUCCAAGGGCAAUAACUAACCCAAAAAAAUAGAAAAAAUAGUAACAAUUUGGAAACCAAACCGAAACAAAGUCAAGAUGUGUGGUGGCUGGGCCUGUUGUUCUUACAACCUCGCCUGCUGCAAUCCACGCCUGUCGACUCUGCGAUUCACGGGGCGCUGCUUCACACCCACGCCCUGCGGUCCAGGUGACGACUGCUCCGUCUACGGAUGCUGCGGCGGCUGCUGCGGAUGUUAGGUCAUCCGCGAUGAUACAUGGAGUGGGCACAGAAUCGAGUGGAUUCCGGUUUCUCAAAGUAGGCCCUGAAAACCUCAGAUUGUCAGCCCUGAAACAAACACCAUUCAGUCCUUGUCCUGUCGUUGUCGGAACAACAUCAGAAACCUAACACUUCCAGCGGGGUAA